GUCCCUGGAGGAGAACAAGAAGAGUAACUUUUUCUUCAAGUCAGAGAUGAGGAAUAAAGGGUGGGGUAGUACAGUAAGGAGUACAGUGUGACCUGAGAUGACUCUGGAAUGAGGACCUGUAUUCUAAAACUCUAGGAUAUUUACUACAGGUGGAUCCUGGGAACAGCAGGAAUUGUACUUGUUGAUAGCAUCUACUUCAGGAUGUUACUGAGAGUCACUACCGUCCUGUUGGUCUGGACUACCCUGGUGGUCAGCGAGCGGGUGUAUGUGCACCCAUUCUACCUCCUCACCUAUAACCAAAGUAGCUGUGAUGAGCUGAAUGAAGUGAAGGAAGAGACCCUUGAAGAACAGACCUUCACUCCUGUCCCAAUACAAGCGAAGACGUCCCCUUUGGAUGAGAUAACCCUGAAAGACCAGUUGGUAUCUUUUGGCCAAACUCUAGAUUCAGAGGACAAGACGAGGUCAAUUGAAGUGGGGUUACUGCUGAACUUGGUGGGUUUCCGCAUGUACAAGAUGCUGAGGGAGAUGAUGACCUCAGCCAAUGGAGCACUUCUCUUGUCCCCUUUUGGUCUCUUUGGGACCCUUUCUUCCUUCUACUUGGGUUCUGUGGACCCCACAGCCAGUAAUCUCCAGACAUUUCUGGGUGUCUCUUCACAAGACAAGAGCUGUACCUCUAAACUAGAUGGGAACAAGGUCCUGUCUGCCUUGAAGGCUGUCCAGAGCCUGCUAUUAGCCCAAGAAAAGAAGGGCAGUUCCAGUCUGCUCCUGACCACAAUGGUGGGCCUGUUUACCUCCCCUGACCUGCGGCUACAGCAGUCAUUUGUGCAGGGCUUGUCUCCCUUUGCCAAUGCCAUCUAUUCCCGCUCUCUGAAUCUGGCCACCGACCCAGACCUUGCUGCAAAGAAAAUUGACAUGUUUGUUGGGGCUGUCACGGGAUGGACAAGGAAGACUCGGCUGACUGGGAUUAGCUCAGACACCACACUGCUCUUUACUACUUACACACACUUCCAAGGAGCAAUAAAGGGAAUCUCUCUGUUGGCAGAGCCUCAGGUGUUCUGGAUAAACACCACCACCAGCAUAUCCGUGCCAAUGCUUUCAGGGACAGGUAUAUUCCAGUAUGGAAAUGACAUCAGCAACAAUUUCUCUAUCAUUCAAAUACCAUUUAAUGAGAAUGCCUUCAUCCUACUGAUUAAGCCUCAAGAUGCUGACCUAGAGAAAAUCGAGGAUUUUAUUUUGAGUCAGGACUUUUCAAGUUGGAAAAAACAUUUGUCCUCCAGGAAGAUCCAUUUGACCCUGCCAAAGCUGCUACAAGAGAGCACCUAUGACCUGCAGAAACUGCUUACUUAUACCAAACUGCCUAAACUGCUUGGAGAGGAGGCAAAGCUGAGCAAAAUAAGUAGUGUAAACCUCAAAGUUGGAAAGGUGAUGAAUACAGUUCUUUUUGAACUGAAAGAGAGUCAGGAAGAACAAGAAAAGCAGAGUCCAGGUGUUCCCUUGGAAGUGAAGCUGGAUAGUCCAUUCUUUUUUGCUGUCUAUGAGAAAUUAUCAAAAGCCUACCUUUUCUUAAGCCGUGUGACAAAUCCACUGACUGGUGUUUGAGAUCCCAUGAUUACACAUAUCCCCAUAACAGAAGUCAAAUUAGAGGAUAAUCCUAAACUUCCAUAAGAUUUAAAACUGUUAUUCCCCUGCCGACUUCAGGGCUCUGUCAAAACUACUGCCAGUAACUCAGAACAGCAGCAGAUGGCAUAAACACUAAAUUGUCACCAAUUUCCACUUUUUCUUCUAAUUAUUCAACUGUGAGCUAGUGAGAAGACCUUUUUCCUUAGUAAAUAGGAUAAUUAGUAGCAUGAACUUGUGUGAUGGCAUAAAUAAGCUUCAACAAGAUUCCUUUUUAAGAUCCAGUAUGUUCCAUGUUGCUGCUGCUUUUAGCAAGAUUUUGAGAAUUGUAUUUGGAAAUUGAAAAGAUUCAUUUUUAGAGAAGAAAAUUUUGGUCUUAGAAUUAAAAUAUUGCUUGCUGCCUGUAUUCAGACCCAUUCCAUUUCACAUUUAUGAAAGUUAUUAAAAUGUAGUCAGAAAAAAAGGCUCUUUAUUUUAACAACAACAAAAAAAGUUGAGGUAAGUAUAUGUGCUAGAAAACCAGGAGAAAAUCCAUGAAU
Molecule: messenger RNA, 2156 nt
Organism: Sarcophilus harrisii (Tasmanian devil)
Lineage: Eukaryota; Metazoa; Chordata; Mammalia; Dasyuromorphia; Dasyuridae
Gene: AGT
Product: angiotensinogen
Exons: 5
Coding region: 202-1599 (465 amino acids)
Biological process (GO): regulation of systemic arterial blood pressure by renin-angiotensin
Molecular function (GO): serine-type endopeptidase inhibitor activity
Source: RefSeq, a predicted model, not a curated record